CAAGUCGUAAUGUCUGGAUCACGUCAUCAACGUUGGAAGCACGACUUUUGGGCUCAAGACAUUCGAAAUUGUACGAACUCACUAAAUUCCCACAAAUGGCCGAUGCGUUGAAGGCAUGGCUGCGUACAAGACUAGGUGCGAUCAUGGAUCUCACGCCGGAAACGUUUGGUCGGUACACGAGAGACGGCACACUACUAGCCCAGAUUCUGCAUAGCUAUGAUAUAAUCAAUAGCAAUCAACUAAGCACCAUUCUUUCUACACGAGAUCCUGCCUUGUCCAGGGUGAAUCUGAGGACCUUACGAAUCUGGCUAAAGCUCAUCAAUGUCACGCUGAGCGAGAAGUGUAUUGAGGAGAUCUCUAAAGAUAAAGGUGCUGCAUCUCUCCAGCUGUUUUACAAGGUAUAUUUGAGCCUUGAAGGCAAGGACCGACUGCAUUUUAUUGCUCUUCAAAAAGAGCAAAAGUACAUGCAUAGUAGAUUUGACGUCUCCAAAGUGUCUGAAGAUCUAGCCUCUUAUUUACCAUCCGAACAUCCUCUAUCAGCACCAUUGAUCGAGGCAGCCGAUACUGUCCUCUGGCACAGAAAUAAGUUUUGGGCGAUCACGAAAGCCUGUAGACGAGAACGAGAGCGAUUUGAAGCCCUCAUGGAGUAUCCAGUGAUAAAGCCGAUCGAGCUCUUUGUUCCAAAAGAGUUGCCGGAUAAAAAACAGAAAGAGAGCAAAAUACUGGACGAAUUCACUCGUAAACAUCCGGUUUGUAAGACGAAGAAAAAAUACCAAAUUGAGUGUUGUCCUUCGAAAAGAAUCUUGGAUGUGUCCUGCAUUGAGGAUCCCACAGCUGCUGCGAAAUAUAUCGACUUCCUGAAGAAGCGUAGCAAAAAAACGGCUAAAUGUCACGAAUUAAAACUGAAAACACAAACAACGAUGAUGGCAGAGGCUUGGGAACGAUUACUGAGGAAACAGGACAGAUCCUUUGACGAAGCUCUCGGAAGACGAGUGCUGGACCAGUCGCGUUAUGAGAAACAGAUGUUGAGGAAGCUGUGUGAGGUACGAGACUUAAGAAAUAGAAUUGUGGAGACUCGUAGAAUAGUUGAUACGAUGUUGCUGAAGGCUAGAGAGAACGAACUGCGAUUUGAGCAAUAUCGUCAUGAAGAAACAAUAAAGGAAGAAAGAGAAGAUGUUGAAAUGGAGACCUGUAGAAUGCGCGAACUGCAUCAGAGAAUUCGCGAAGAAAAGAUACGCAGGAUGAAAGAAAAACAUCAAGAUAUCUGUUUAGAAAUUAUGAACGAUCUCGUGGAUAUCGCGAUGAAAAUUGCUGAUUAUCGUCAAGCAAAUGGUAAUCAUAUCCCAAAUUCUAUUUGGAAUGAAUGGAGAAUGUUAUUUUUGAAGAACCAACCAAUAUUCGAACAUAUGGAUUACUUUGAUGAUAUCGAAGAAGCAGAAAAUAUAGAAGAAAUAGAAAAUGAAAAAGAUAUGAAAAUGAAUGAAGAUGAAGAGAAGAACGGUGCAAGAGGGAAUAGCGCGAUAAGUAUAAGAAACGAAGAGGGAAUACAGAUUGGAAAAACAUUAAAAGUUGAAGAAAAUCAAAAGUUAGUUCAGCUGGAACGUCAGCAGUCUUUGACUGAUGCAGACUUUGAGAGUUAUCGGAAUCUAGCUUCGCCCUGGGAUCAAUUUGUGCCGAAGAGAGAAAAGGAAGUUGAAGAAGUUUACAGAUUAGGUUGUGUUGUGCUUGGUUACAUCGUUCAUCGCUUAUUGGAGAUCUUAUAUCCUUAUUCGGCUAAAAUAAUGGAUUGUCCAGUGCCUAGAGUUAAGGUCGCAGCCAUUAUUUUGGGUGUGACAAAUGCAACCUUGCACAAACAGUUACAAGAGUUGCUGAAGAAUACCGGAAUUCGUUUGCUGACGAUGGAAGAUGCGAUCAAUCAUUGUCUGGAGAGCUACAAGCGGGAAAUGGUCGAUAUGGAGUACAUCGAUCUCAACAUCAUCUCGACGACGGCGAAAGACAUCAAGAGAUUGGAAGCUAAGAGCAAGGAUGACUCAAGGGAGCGUCACCCAAAGAAGAUUGAACGAUCAACGAAGUCGACAUCGUUUCACCAGAACGUGGCUGAGGAAAAACAAACGCAAACGCCUAGACAAAUACCUUAUGACGAUAUGGACCCGAUUUUAAGCGAUACCGCGUACAUAGGUAAAUGGACUUACGAGUUUCUCACGUUGGGUCAACCGAUUUCGAACGAGUUGAAUACGAAGAUAUUGAUUGAGUACUUAAAAGGAAUCGGAGAUGUCGAGGGAUGGGCAUUAAUAAAUUAUCCUAACACUUAUGAACAGAUGGCGAUGUUGGAGAAAGCACUAACAGGACGUGAGAUACCUUCCGAUCCUGUCAAACUUACUGAUGUCAACGUCGAAGACAUCGAUCCUUCAUCAGUCAGGAUUGUGUUCGAGGGUGAAGUUGACACAUUCGCUAUAUGCAGGCAAUCUAGAUUGUUGCCGAACCCAAUUUCCAAAGCAAAAGAUUAUACUUUUUCUACGACGUUCAUGACAAUUUAUAUUAAGGCAAUGCCAAAGUCAGAGGCAAUAGACAGACAAGAACAGACUUGUAUACCUCUACCCGACAAUGCUACCUCGAUGGACGAAUUUUAUGCUAAUCAAGAUAUUGCAUAUGGAUUUUUUUACAACGUUCUCGAUCUUCCAACCUUGGAACAAUUAGCCGAACUUAUUACCGAUCAUUUUUAUGGAAAGAAAUCACCCUUGAAACUUUCUGAAAAGGUUCUACAAGCGAAUCACGAUAAACAAAAAAUUGUUAUUGAUUCGAAAACGUCCGUCAUUAAACGCUUGAUACCAAAAUCCAAAUGGAAACUCUCAGAAUACGAAGAAAAGAAAGAUAUCGAAGCUGAAAGCCGCGAUUUACAAUCGGAAAUUGAAACACAGUUAGCAAAUGAUUACGCUAAACCUGGGGAAAGCAACUGGCAAUGGCUGGACUUUUUUCAGCCUACAGCUUUACUCGAAAUUUUGGCUACGCUUUGGGAGAACGUUGAACAAGCUUACAUUGAAAAUUUGAAAGAGAUUCUUUCCUUAAAGAGAAUGCAUAUGUCAGCUAUUAUACCUUAUAAGAAUCUUGUCUUCAGGAAUUUAAUGAGAUUCAUUGAUCAACCUGAUAAACGGCAGAUUUUAUUGCAAGAUUUUCAUCAGGCCUUUAAUGAAAUCGAUGAAGAUCUUAGGGAAGAUUUGGACAUGAAAUGCGAAUUACACUGUCGGGUCGAUGAUUUUCGAAAAGAGUUGUGGGAGCUGUGUGACGCACGAAGAUACGAGGCUGAAGAAGAGAGAAAACGUACUUUGCGCAAUCAGUGGAUUUUGAUGGAAGCCGUGGUUCUCGUUAAUGUGUAUAUUGGAAUUUUGCAAACCGAAGUUGAUAGAUUCGUCGACACUAUGCAGCUUCUUCAGGAUUAUUACAUCUCCAUGUCGCAGAAACCACUGCAAGAAUCGCGAUUCUCUAAAAUCGUCCUCGAUAAUAUCGAAUUGGAGGAUGUUCUUCAAGAAAUCUUGGGUAAACAUAAAAAACUAACGGCGAAGAUCGAAUCAAUCGAAACUUCCGCUCGAAUCAUAAAUAAGGAUCAGUUUAAGACUGAAAUCGAAACUUUAUUAAUCGACGUAUCGAAGAGCUUUGAUCCUGAUCAGAGUAUUAUUUAUAAUAUUAUCAAAAAGAUAAUGUUCGACAAAGUGCGAGAUACCGUAGACUCCAUCUCGUUCCUGAUGCUGGAGAUGUUGAAGAAGGAAGAGAAAGCUGUAAUUUUAAAAACCGAAAUUAAAAGCAAAGGAGACACUUCGACCAAUUCUACAUUCGCCAAACUAGUUAGAAGAAAUCGUGAUUUAAUCGAGGAAUGGCGAUACGCCGUUUUGUUCGAAAUCGAUCGUAUACAUCAGAGAUUAGAUGUGCUGAAUGCGGCUGCUCGAUCAGACAUUACUUUUCUUCUGGAUACUAUGAGACAGACCUUCCAUCGCAUUCAUCAUCAUAUCGUCGAAAGAUACAAACGUGAAAUCGAAAGUAUUGACGAAAUGGCGAACGUAUUUUGCUUUGCCAUCGAAGAAGAAAGACCGAUUCAACAAGAACUACUAUUAAACGGCGAUCGAUUUGUCAUGAGACCAAACAUUGUAAGUAAAGAUCACGAACAAUUCGAUGUCUUGAUCAGAGAAGCGCCUUCACCUCUACGAUUUCGAAUGGUUCAACUUGGACGGUUGAUAGACAUUUUCCAACGAAUCGCUCCGCAUGGAAUCGUCAGUGAACGCGCCCUAGUUUACAUUCUCCAGGAUUUGGUAUCCUGCGGCAAAGAGGAUUGUUAUCCACCCUUCGUGCCAUGCGCCUGGCGACAAUUGCGACCUCCGGAUAUCGAAAUAUUGGUCGAACGAUUGUUCGGCUCCACCGAAUAUAUCGAAUGGCGAGAAUUUGUCUUGUAUGCAAUGGAUCUGCCUGUGCCAUUGCAUCAGGAUAUUCUGAAAGCACGAGCAGCCUUCAAGGUGCAUGAUCCUGAAUCGAAAGAGGUGGUCACAUGCGAACAAUUCCAUUCGAUAUCCUUGUGGUUUCUUGAAAUUUCCACCCUUUACAAGAGUUUCUUGGAUGAAAAGCUUGAUCACAGUAAUUUCGAUACAUUAGAGAACAUAAUGUUGCGCAAGGAAGCACAAUUAGGCGAACAUUUUUCGAGUUUGGGGAACGAUUUCAUAGAAAGAAGCGAGGAUGAUUCUAGCGUAAUAUUGAGGCUGAUGCUGGCAAAGGAACUUCUCUGCCGCAUGUAUCUGGUAAACCGAGACUCGGUUCAUUAUACCGCCAUGCUGCUAGCUUUCUGCAAGAACGAGAAUCCUAGCAAAGGACUGGGAAAAGCGUUCUCCCUUGCCAUGGGUGCUAGAGUUUGUACUGAUACAGUGGAAGGUGAGAAAUACGUCGAAGAUCUUAGCGAGCAGAAGCGCCGUGUUAAGGAGUUGAAAUUGAGCCGAGAUUAUCUUCGAGAGGAGGCUAACGAGAUAGUACGAGAAAUUAUGAAUUAUAUAAUAAACAAAACGACAGAGACUGUUGUUUUGUUGGAGAAAUCCUGCGAUCAUGACUUAAGUUCGAAACGCCGGGUAAUGAUUCAACAGUUGAAUGGACAAGGCGAGGUAGAUCCGGUUGAGCUUUUGCUACCGGAAGUGAUAGCAGAACAUCUAGUUAUAGAAAACCCAUCGACGAUCAGUGACGAAUACGAGCAUAAGCGCACUCUCUCGCCAAUCGGAGACGAAACGCUCGAAGAUCAUAAAAAGAUACAGCAGGACGAAAGAGUGAUCUUUUGGCUGCCGCGGGAUGUUUGCCUGACGGUUUUAUCCACUUGUCUGCCGUGGCUUGCGUCGCAAGCAGAUCUCUUCCAUACCACUUUGAGUCUUCGCGAAGGAAUAGCACGUGUAUAUGAUGAGUUAAGAGACGAGGAGUUGAAUGACGAAAAAGACCUCGUUUUAGCUCACCGCCUGGUGAACCACAGCUUCAUCUGCGAAUUACUCCGCGCUUCUUCCAAGUUUAUCUCAAAAAACAUGGCAGAUAUGCUCCACAGUAUCUUGAAGGAUAAGAAUGACCAAAUAACAUAAUUAUGAAAAUUUACACAGA
Molecule: messenger RNA, 5613 nt
Organism: Trachymyrmex cornetzi
Lineage: Eukaryota; Metazoa; Arthropoda; Insecta; Hymenoptera; Formicidae
Product: sperm flagellar protein 2
Exons: 10
Coding region: 96-5594 (1832 amino acids)
Source: RefSeq, a predicted model, not a curated record